Molecule: messenger RNA, 743 nt
Organism: Solanum pennellii
Lineage: Eukaryota; Viridiplantae; Streptophyta; Magnoliopsida; Solanales; Solanaceae
Product: PHD finger-like domain-containing protein 5B
Exons: 2
Coding region: 121-453 (110 amino acids)
Biological process (GO): mRNA splicing, via spliceosome
Cellular component (GO): catalytic step 2 spliceosome; U2 snRNP; U12-type spliceosomal complex
Source: RefSeq, a predicted model, not a curated record
UAUAUUUUCGGGUCAUCUUCAAUAUUCCUCUCGAGUCAUUUCUCUGCAGCUAAACCCCUGCGGCUUUAGGUUCCAGAAACUUCGCUCAUCGAUUCAGGUUAAGACGUCACUGCUAGAAAUAUGGCGAAGCAUCAUCCCGAUCUGAUCAUGUGCCGGAAGCAGCCAGGAAUAGCUAUCGGUCGACUUUGUGAGAAAUGUGAUGGGAAGUGUGUGAUUUGUGAUUCAUACGUACGGCCUUGCACACUUGUCCGAGUUUGUGAUGAAUGCAACUAUGGAUCCUUUCAAGGCCGUUGUGUCAUCUGUGGUGGUGUUGGUAUCUCUGAUGCUUACUAUUGCAAGGAGUGUACUCAGCAGGAGAAAGAUAGGGAUGGCUGUCCAAAGAUAGUCAAUCUUGGUAGUGCCAAGACCGAUCUGUUUUAUGAACGUAAAAAAUAUGGUUUCAAGAAGAGAUGAGGGUCGGAUACCUCUUUCACACCCUUCGGUGAAGUUCACUACUGGAUUUUUGUACUAGCAUAAUUGUGUCAAAAUUAGGCAUUUGAGUAUAGCCUAUGAACUUACUCACUAUAUUGCCUUGGAACUUGCUGUAUUACAUACUCAUAUAACAAGUUUAACCCAUUGUAAUUUCGUUUUGUGCAAGGGUAUGCAACAAAAUGUCAACUCUAAUCGACUUUCGAUCUAGUCUCUUUUGGAUGUAAUUUGUGAAAAUUUUACUUCCAGUUAAUUUUCUAUCAUGAUUGUACACU